This is a messenger RNA of Lycium ferocissimum, 846 nucleotides long. Its product is annotated as pentatricopeptide repeat-containing protein At3g04760, chloroplastic-like. The transcript is spliced from 6 exons. Gene Ontology annotation, molecular function: protein binding. NCBI's taxonomy places the organism in Eukaryota, Viridiplantae, Streptophyta, Magnoliopsida, Solanales, Solanaceae. The coding region runs from base 1 to 846 and encodes 281 amino acids. The record is from RefSeq and is a predicted model, not a curated record.
AUGAUAACUGGAUUUUGUCUACAAGGGUUGUUAGAUGAAGCUAAAGAUAUUUUAAGAAAAAUGGAAGAAAACGGUUGUUUACCAAACAAUGUCACUUACAAUGUUAUUGUGCAAGGAUUUCUCAGGUGCGGCAAAAUUAGUGAAUUGGCAACUUUCAUGAAGGAAAUGGCUGGAAAGGGCUUUUCAUUUGAUGCAACUACAGCUGAGUUUUUGGUAGACGUUAUAAGCGAAAAUCCUCCCGUCCUUGACAUGAUACCAGAGCUUCACUCGAAAGAUAAGAAGUCACACAAGAGAAGUUCUUUUGAUAUUUUGCUGCUCCAAGGUUCCCCUUCUACAUCUCCAGAUAACUUUGACGAAAUUGUGCUAGAGGAGACGAAGGAUGUCUUGGUUGAAUUUUUUCCUCCAUGUUUUGUCAUAGUUGUCGUUAAGAAUAUUAGUUGUCUAUGGGAUAUUGAAUCCUGUGGAUACUAUCAGAUAGGACUGACAAUACAGACAAUCAUAGUACUGGGAAGAUCAUCCAAGUCAAUGGAAGUUAGGAGCUUUUUGACAGAAGAGAGCAGGCUCAUCACGGUCACACUAGAAACUAAAGUUCUGAAAGCGAUGCAAUUGAUAACAGCCCUUGACAUCCUUCAAUCACUUGCGACAAUUGGCUCAUUUCCUCCAUUUCAGUCAUUAGACCUUCUUUCCAAAGGUAUGUUCUGUUGUUGCACAAUGAUUAGUUGCAAAGCUGAAAAUCCUGGGAAAUUGCUCCUUGAGUGGUCUGUUCCAUAUCCAUCCGUCUUUGCUCGAAUAGGAUUUUUCUACCAUCUUGAAAUUUUUGUGAAUGUGCUCCAUGAGAAUUGUUAG